GCAGUGCAGUAGCAGGGAUUCUAAAACUCUGAGGAAUGGGGAGAGUUGAAGUCUGUCCUAUGGACCAGGGAACCUAGCUGGCCUGGCUUGAGAUGGGAAAGUGUUAUAGCAAGAAGUCUGUGGUCCCAGAGACUGAAACCCCAAAGAGAAGCAGCACCAUAUCUGGAAGUUCAGAGUCAGAUACACAACAAAGAAAGAAAACAUCGAAAGAGUCCCUGGAUACUGGACAAAUGGCAUUUACUUUGGCACAACUCAAGUCCUUGGAGAUUUGCCUAAAGGAAGCAGAAGAAAAGGCUAAAGCCUUAUCCGAACAGCUUGCAGUUUCUGAAGGAACAAAAUCAAAAUUGCUUGAGCAAGUUUCCUGGCUGGAGGAAAAACUAGACGCUAUGCACCCUAAGGAAGACAGCAAAGAACCAUAUGAAGAAAUGGUUCUUGCAAAAGACCAGUGCAUUGAAAAAUUACAGGCUGAAGUGAAAGCUUCCCAGGAGCAACUUACAGCUCAUAAACUAAAGCACAAAAGGAAACUGAAAAAGCUACAAACUGAUUUGGCAACAGCUAAGCAAGAGGCUGCCAUCACUGUCCUGGAACUCAAUGAGAAGAUAAAGACUCUCAGUGAAGGAAAGCCAGCCCCUAGAGAAGACAAUUCACUGGAAGAGUCUUGUGGAGGACUCCCGGCUGUGGAAGGUGAUCGAAAAAUUAGCCUGAUUAUGGAGUUGUCCACCCAGGUUUCCCUUCAGACUGAGAAGAUCACUCAGUUGGAAGAAGUUCUAGAGGAAAAGGAAAGGAAAAUUCAGCAGCUGGAAGCCGAGCGGGUAGCCCAUCCUGUCCAUGAGGUCGAGGUUUCUCCAGAAUGUUUACAAGAAUCCCUAAUUUUCUUUAAUGAUAGUGGCGGUCCUAUGUUCUCUGAUGAGGGUAUGUAAAAAUUCCCAGUCAGAAAACCUGGAGAUUUAUUAAAUGUCAUCAAGGUAAAUUCCAGAAUCCAAAUAGUCUCCUCAUUGGUUUAGUCAAUUUCAAGAUUUGAAUGUGUCUUAUAUGUUCAUAUUGAAAGGAAACAAAAUAAAGGGAAGUGUUCAGAAGCAAGCACCGAAUGUUUCCCCUUUACACAUCAGUAGUCACGUAACCCACACAGCUGUAGAAUGUUAUAUUUUUAGACAUUCCUGGUAACAGUAGGAGAGGGAAAAACACAUAAUAGACAGAUAGGUGAAGAA
Messenger RNA from Talpa occidentalis (Iberian mole), 1208 nucleotides. RefSeq names its product coiled-coil domain containing 192 (gene CCDC192). NCBI's taxonomy places the organism in Eukaryota, Metazoa, Chordata, Mammalia, Eulipotyphla, Talpidae. The transcript is spliced from 7 exons. The record is from RefSeq and is a predicted model, not a curated record. The coding region runs from base 93 to 920 and encodes 275 amino acids.